AUGGGUGGCGCAGCGUCAGCACAAGGUUUGGCGCAGCUGAAAGGUGCCAACAUUGCUGAUCUCAAGGCUUUGCUGAAGGACCUCCCUGCAGAUCAGAAGGCGCGCAUGGCCGCUCUCAUCGAUAGCGUGGAGACGCAGCAGUCAAGUGAGUUCAAAAAGCUCAUCGGCAAGUUCCAGAAAAGUUUGACGUGGGGUGACUGGGGUGGCCAUAGCUUCACUCUGACCAUUGAGGAGUCGGGGCGCGCGGUUUUCGAGGAGCGCUCCAGCGAGUUCAGAGACAGCGAAAAUUGGUUCUACAAAGUGGGCAGAGUAUCGCUCAACAACGACAUCAUCACCUUUACCGAGAGCCGGAUGCAGGGCGAAAGUAUGGGACCCGGAGGCAACCGAUCCUACCACGAGAAGGUGGUCAUAAAGCGCUUCCGACGCCUUGCUGGCGGCAGCCUGGCGUUGCUCGCGGACAGCGGCGAGGUGGAAAAGAUGCAGGCAGGUUUCGAGGGAAAAGCACAGGAAGCUGUGCUCGUCCGGUAUGAGGAAGAGCAGUCCCUUACAGAGGAGAUGGAGAAGCUUUACGGUCGGGACUAG
This is a messenger RNA of Symbiodinium pilosum, 582 nucleotides long. NCBI's taxonomy places the organism in Eukaryota, Dinophyceae, Suessiales, Symbiodiniaceae. The record is from the annotation of a GenBank genome assembly.